Messenger RNA from Clavispora lusitaniae ATCC 42720, 1227 nucleotides. It is a transcript of the gene CAR1, whose product is annotated as arginase. Gene Ontology annotation, molecular function: arginase activity; manganese ion binding. Lineage: Eukaryota; Fungi; Ascomycota; Pichiomycetes; Serinales; Metschnikowiaceae. The record is from RefSeq and is a predicted model, not a curated record. Gene Ontology annotation, cellular component: cytoplasm; nucleus; cytosol.
AUGCCACUCAUGCUCAAGCAGGUACCCCAAAAGGGGUACUAUUUAGCGUGCAUUUAUUAUGCUCCGGAAAGUAGUUUCCGUUUCAUGGAGCGGAGUCAUUACGGCGUGGGUUGCCGUUUCCAUGCGCGGAUUUCGCUAAGUGCAACUCACAACGGCGUGCUCGGUUUCUCUUUCCGCGAACAGCCACUAUGUAUGGAGCCCGACAAUUCACUCCAGUAUAAAAGAGUGCCGAUCGCCACGAAAAAAGAUAAAAACUAUUCAGACCAUAUCAUGUCCUCGCCCGUCUCAUACACAUUCCAUCCACAGAAAAAAGCCACACUUGUGCUUGCUCCGUUUUCCGGAGGCCAGCCGAAAGGCGGAGUCGAGUUGGGUCCAGAAUACAUACUAAAACACGGCUUCGAGAACCAAGUGAAAGCGUUGGGCUGGGAAACGGAAAUCGCCAACCCAUUGCAAGACGCCGACUUUGAAGAAAAAAAGUCCGAGGCCAGAGAUGCUUUCGGGGUCAAAAACACCGUCAUCGUCAGCGAAUGCAACAAGAAAAUUUACGAUGCAUGUCUCACUGCUCACGGCUCGGGAAGAAUGCCCGUUGUCAUUGGAGGAGACCACUCCAUUGGCACUGCUACUGUCGCAGCAGCUUUGGAAAGUGACCCAGACACAUGUGUAUUGUGGAUCGAUGCCCAUGCCGAUAUCAACUCGCCAAAGACCUCUGAGUCGGGAAACUUGCAUGGUUGUCCAGUGUCGUUUGUCAUGGGCAUCGACAGGGAUUCGUAUCCUCCUGAGUACGGCUGGGUGCCUGCCAAAUUGAAGCCCAACAGAAUUGCAUACAUUGGAUUGAGAGAUGUGGAUGCUGGCGAACGCAAAAUCUUGAAAGACUACAACAUCACAGCCUUUUCCAUGUACCAUGUUGACAAGUACGGCAUUGGCAAGGUGGUGGAAAUGGCGUUGGACAAAAUCAACCCAGACAGAAAGUUCCCUGUCCACUUGUCGUACGACGUUGAUGCCAUUGACCCAUCUUUUGUUCCUGCCACAGGAACAAGAGUGGAAGGUGGCUUGUCCUUGAGAGAGGGAUUAUUUAUUGCUGAAGAUGUGGCGCAAACGGGGCUCUUGAAGUCUUUGGAUAUUGUCGAGACAAACCCGUUGUUGGGAGAAAACGACGACCACAUUUUGGACACGGUGAACGCUGCCUGUGCCAUUGGCCGGUGUGCGUUGGGCGAAACCUUGCUCUAG